Molecule: messenger RNA, 1460 nt
Organism: Odocoileus virginianus texanus
Lineage: Eukaryota; Metazoa; Chordata; Mammalia; Artiodactyla; Cervidae
Source: RefSeq, a predicted model, not a curated record
UCUGUGGUUUCCUGCUCCGGAGUCUAGCCGUCCACUUCGGUCCGUCGUGCUCCGCCGCGCGCUUCCACCGGCCGGGCCAUCGCUCACCCUCCACCCCAGACGACUGACUCGGUUUUCUCCGCUCGGCAGCCACAAAUAAUUAUCCUCUUUACAUCCGCAGCGUCCCCACGGAGAAUGAGCUCAAGUUCCACUACAUGGUGCACACAUCCCUGGACGUGGUGGAUGAGAAGAUCUCUGCCAUGGGGAAGGCCUUGGUGGACCAGAGGGAGCUCUACCUGGGCCUGCUCUAUCCUACAGAAGACUACAAGGUAUACGGCUAUGUGACCAACUCCAAGGUGAAGUUUGUCAUGGUAGUGGAUUCCUCCAACACAGCCCUCAGAGACAACGAGAUCCGCAGUAUGUUCCGGAAGCUGCACAACUCCUACACAGAUGUAAUGUGCAACCCCUUCUAUAACCCUGGGGACCGCAUUCAGUCCAGGGCCUUCGAUGGCAUGGUGACUUCCAUGAUGAUCCAGGUCUGCUGAGCAGAGCUCUGCAGCCCCUGGCUGGAAGGAAUGGUUCUGUACAUAACCGCGUUAUCCAGUUGUCUGUUCAUCUCACUUGCCUCUCCUGGGGGUCGCUGGGGGCAGGGCCUCAUGCUUGGGGCAUGUUGACUAAAGGUCUUGUGGGAUCAGCUUUGGGUUUUUUCUUCUGAGACAGCAGAGGCUUUAAUUAAAGAGAGUUUAGGGACUCCCCUAGUGGUCCAGUGAUUAGGACUCUGAGCAUCCACUGCAGGGAGCCCAGGUUUGAUCCCUGGUGGGGAAACUAAGAUCCUGCAAUUUGUGUACUACACCCCAAAAAAAGAGUUUAUGUGGGACUUUACAGGGGACAGAGCUGAUCAGGGACCAGAUGGAACAGGAACUCUUGUUCCCACCAGGGACGAAGGGGCAGGGAGAGCCUGGUGGCAAGAGCUCCUGGAGCUUGGAGCCCUGUAGAGGCUUCAAAGGGAGGGCAGAAGACCUGUAGACCAGCCACCCUGCUGCGUCUAUGCCCUGGCUGCACCCCUCCCCCCCCAGUGACUGAGAAGGUGGGCUUGUCUGGAGGGGUCAGCCUCCUGUGCCCAGAGCCCAGAGCCUAGUUAGAGGGGCACGUGGGAUGGCCUGCACACCUUCCCCUAGGGGUGGGGCUUCCCCUUUCUGGUCUUGCUCCACCCUGGAAGGCUGCCUUCUUGAGACCAUGUAGCUAUCAUCUUAUCAACUGCUGGUGGACAUCAAAUGAGCAAACUCUUUGAGAGUCCCCUUCUGCCUCCUCAGUUACUCUGGAGGGGGUCUCUGGCCAGGAGAAAGGUGGCUUAGACUCAUUGGGAGUGCGGAAGCUGUGAUCUGUGAGUGUUGGCAGCCCAGGGCUAGAUCUGGGGUGUAUUCUGCUCCGCUUAUGAAAUUUUUUUUAUAAUUACAGAAAUUAAAAAAAAAAAGCUUAGA